Molecule: messenger RNA, 8686 nt
Organism: Leptosomus discolor (cuckoo roller)
Lineage: Eukaryota; Metazoa; Chordata; Aves; Leptosomiformes; Leptosomidae
Source: RefSeq, a predicted model, not a curated record
GCAGGGAAGGGGGGCCCCCGCUUUGAGCUGCGUCUGCAUGUGGUGGCCGUUAGCCGUAGCCCCCAUGUCAGGGGACAUUGCUCGCGGUGCUCCCGGGUGGUUAGAGCCUUGCUGGGGCAGCAGUUCCCCCUGGAGCGCCUGCUGUUCCUGAACAUGGCAUUUGCUUCACACGCCGCCUUUCUGUUCUCUCUGCAGCCGCCAAGCUUGAAAGCGCUGAGCCGCUCCCCAAUGUCGGAUGCCUGGGAGUGCAAGGCGCAGGACCCCUUUGCCAGCAGCGAGGAGCAGGACGAGGUGCCCCACCAGGUGACGGUGACGGACACGGACACAGGCAGCCAGUGCCAGUGCCCAGAGGAGGAGCUCGACAGGGCUCCCCAGAAGCGGACGAGCACCCAGAACGGGAUGCAGGACAGUGGGGGCGGGGGCACAGGAGUGAAGAAGAAACGGAAGAAAAAGGAUCUGGGAGAGCAGGAAGGGGGAGAAAAAGCAGCUGUGGAGGUGAAACCAAAGAGGAGGAGAGAGCCUAAAGAACCAAAAGAGCCUAAAAAGGCUAAGGAGCCCAAGAAGCCGAAGGAGCCCAAGCAGAGGGAGGUGGCCAAGAAGCCCCGGAAACCUCGGGAACCCAAAGCCCCCAAGGAGCCUAAAGACAAGAAGAGCGGCUCUGAGCCUGCCCCCAGAGCAAGACCCAAGAAGAGCAGCAAGGACACCCCUGUGGAGAAGAAGAAGAAAGGGAAGAGGAAAAAUGAGAUACCAGUGGACAGUUUGGAUUUGGAUCAGGAUGUCCUGAGCCCAUCCGUGCAGAGCCCAGAGGAGUCUGCAGAGUCAGCUGACAGCCAGAAACGCCGCUCGGGACGGCAAGUGAAGAGGAGAAAGUACAACGAGGACCUGGAUUUCAAGGUGGUGGAUGAUGACGGCGAGACAAUAGCAGUGCUGGGAGCUGGGCGAACCUCUGCACUCUCCGCCUCUACUCUGGCAUGGCAGGCAGAGGAGCCUCCUGAGGAUGAUGCCAAUAUCAUUGAGAAGAUCCUUGCCUCCAGGAUGGUGCAGAAGGAGGCUCAUCCCGGAGGCCUGGCGUUUGAGAUGGAGGAGUUCUACGUCAAGUACAGGAACUUCUCCUACCUCCACUGUAAAUGGGCGACUCUGGAGGAGCUGGAGAAGGACCCCAGGAUCUCCCAGAAGAUAAAGCGCUUUCGGAACAAGCAGGCACAGAUGAAGCAUAUUUUUACAGAGCCUGAUGAGGAUUUGUUCAACCCGGACUACGUGGAGGUAGAUCGAAUUCUGGAGGUGGCUCACACGAAGGACCCUGACACCGGGGAGGAGGUGACUCACUACCUGGUGAAGUGGUGCUCGCUGCCCUAUGAGGAGAGCACCUGGGAGCUGGAGGAGGAUGUCGACCCAGGGAAGAUUAAAGAGUUUGAAGCCCUCCAAAUCCCUCCAGAAAUCAAGCACAUGGAGCGGCCAGCAUCUGAGUCCUGGCAGAAACUGGAGAAGUCCCGGGAGUAUAAGAACAGCAACCAGCUGCGGGAGUAUCAGCUGGAGGGAAUGAACUGGCUGCUCUUUAACUGGUAUAACAGGAAGAACUGCAUCCUGGCUGAUGAGAUGGGGCUGGGGAAGACAAUCCAGUCAAUCACCUUCCUCUCAGAAAUAUUCCUGAUGGGCAUCCAUGGCCCCUUCCUCAUCAUUGCACCUCUCUCCACCAUCACCAACUGGGAGAGGGAGUUCCGCACCUGGACGGAGAUGAAUGCCAUCGUGUACCACGGCAGCCAGAUCAGCCGGCAGAUGAUCCAGCAGUACGAGAUGGUGUACAGGGACACACAGGGUAACCCUCUCCCUGGGAUCUUCAAGUUCCAGGUGGUUAUCACCACCUUUGAGAUGAUCCUUGCCGACUGCCCGGAGCUGAAGAAGAUCCAGUGGCGCUGCGUGGUCAUCGACGAGGCACAUCGCCUGAAGAACAGGAACUGCAAACUCCUGGAGGGGCUGAAGCUCAUGGCCCUGGAGCACAAGGUGCUGCUGACAGGGACACCCCUGCAGAACUCGGUGGAGGAGCUCUUCAGCCUCCUGAAUUUCCUGGAGCCACAGCAGUUCCCCUCAGAGACAGCCUUCCUGGAGGAGUUUGGAGACCUGAAGACAGAGGAGCAGGUGAAGAAGCUGCAGUCCAUCCUGAAGCCCAUGAUGCUGCGGCGGCUGAAGGAUGAUGUAGAGAAGAAUCUGGCACCCAAGCAGGAGACCAUCAUUGAGGUGGAGCUGACCAAUAUCCAGAAGAAAUACUACCGGGCCAUCCUGGAGAAGAACUUCUCCUUCCUCUCCAAGGGUGCCAACCAGCACAAUAUGCCCAACCUCAUCAACACCAUGAUGGAGCUGCGGAAGUGCUGCAAUCACCCGUAUCUCAUCAAUGGGGCGGAGGAGAAGAUCCUGGAAGACUUUCGUAAAACACACAGCCCAGAGGCACCAGACUUCCAGCUGCAGGCGAUGAUCCAGGCGGCCGGCAAGCUGGUGCUCAUUGAUAAGCUGCUUCCCAAGCUGAUUGCUGGUGGGCACAAGGUGCUCAUCUUCUCCCAGAUGGUGCGCUGCCUCGACAUCCUGGAAGACUAUCUCAUUCAAAGGCGGUACACCUAUGAGCGCAUCGAUGGGCGCGUGCGCGGGAACCUGCGCCAAGCUGCCAUCGACCGCUUCUGCAAGCCCGACUCGGAUCGCUUCGUCUUUCUCCUGUGCACACGGGCAGGUGGGCUGGGCAUCAACCUGACCGCUGCCGACACCUGCAUCAUCUUUGACUCGGACUGGAACCCGCAGAACGACCUACAGGCUCAAGCUCGCUGCCACCGAAUCGGGCAGAGCAAGGCGGUGAAAGUUUAUCGCCUCAUCACCAGGAACUCCUACGAGCGGGAGAUGUUCGACAAGGCCAGCCUGAAGCUGGGCCUGGAUAAGGCCGUGCUGCAGGACAUCAACCGCAAAGGCAGCACCAACGGGGUAGGUUGGCUGAAAAAGAUGGAGGUGGAGGACCUGCUGCGGAAGGGUGCCUACGGCGCUCUCAUGGACGAGGAGGACGAAGGAUCAAAGUUCUGUGAGGAAGACAUUGAUCAGAUCCUCCAGCGCAGGACACAGACCAUCACGAUCCAGUCUGAGGGGAAGGGCUCCACCUUUGCCAAGGCCAGCUUUGUGGCAUCAGGAAACAGAACUGACAUCUCCUUAGAUGACCCCAACUUCUGGCAAAAGUGGGCCAAGAUAGCAGAGCUUGAUACAGACGCCAAGAAUGAAAAGGAGAGCCUGGUCAUCGACAGGCCCCGGGUGCGGAAGCAAACCAAACACUACAACUCCUUUGAAGAGGAUGAGCUGAUGGAGUUCUCCGAGCUGGACAGUGACUCGGACGAGCGACCCACGCGCUCGCGGCGCUUCAACGAGAAGACGCGGCGAUACCUGCGGGCUGAGUGCUUCCGCGUGGAGAAGAACCUGCUCAUAUUUGGUUGGGGACGCUGGAAAGAUAUCCUGACCCACGGACGGUUCAAGUGGCACCUGAACGAGAAGGACAUGGAGAUGAUUUGUCGGGCCUUGCUGGUCUAUUGUGUCAAACACUACAAGGGGGAUGAGAAGAUUAAGAGUUUUAUCUGGGAUCUCAUCACGCCGACAAAGGAUGGCCAGAACCAGGCUCUGCAGAAUCACUCAGGCUUGUCAGCCCCGGUGCCCAGAGGCAGGAAGGGGAAGAAGACAAAGAACCAGAUGCUGCUUCCCGAGAUAAAGAACGCAGACUGGCUGGCCACCUGCAACCCCGAGGUCGUCCUGCAUGACGACAGUUACAAGAAGCACCUCAAGCAGCACUGCAACAAGGUUCUCCUGCGGGUGCGAAUGCUGUACUACUUGAAGGCUGAAGUGCUUGGGGAGGCCGCGGACAAAGCCUUCGAGGGGACCCCCGCCAGGGAGCUGGAUGUGCUGCUGCCGGACAUUGACUAUGUGGAGAUCCCUGUGGACUGGUGGAACGCCGAAGCCGAUAAAUCCCUGCUCAUCGGCGUCUUCAAGCACGGUUACGAGAGGUACAAUGCCAUGCGGGCGGACCCAGCGCUGUGCUUUCUGGAGAAGGUGGGCAUGCCGGACGAGAAACUGCUUUCUGCGGAGCAGGGCGUCAGCGACGGGGCCCAGGACACUGCCGAAAGGGGCAGCAUGGAAAAGGAAGAGAGCAGUGGAGAAAAGCUAGAGGGGCUGCCAAAGCAGGAGGACAUCGUGGCUGCUGGGGUGGGCGAAGCCACCCAGGAUGGCUCCGACUCAGACAGAUCCUGCUGGCCUGUCUCAUCUGCUCUCACAGCCAGACUGCGGAGGCUCGUCACCGUCUACCAGCGCUGCAACCGCAAAGAGCUGCCUCCUCGUGCCGAGAUGCUUGUGCCCGGUAACCAUGGAUACUGGCUGCAGGAUGAGAUGUUCAGGAGAGCCUCCGAGAUGGACUCGGUGAACAAAGAAAUGCAGAAAAGGUGGACCAGGAGGGAGCAGGCAGAUUUCUACCGCACUGUCUCCUCCUUUGGGGUUAUCUAUGACCAGGAGAAAAAGAUCUUUGACUGGGCCCAGUUCCGAGCCAUCUCUCGACUGGAGAAGAAGACAGAUGAGAGCUUGGAGAAGUAUUUCCACAGCUUUGUGGCCAUGUGCAAGAAUGUCUGUGGUGUCCCACUGUGGAAAGAUGAUGGUCCCCCAGACCCUGACAUCUACGUGGAGCCCAUCACGGAGGAACGUGCUGCCAGAACCCUCUACCGUAUCGAGCUUCUGCGAAAGGUGCGCGAGCAGGUGCUCAGGUGUCCGCAGCUCCACGAGCGGCUCAAGCUGUGCCGGCCGAGCCUCUACCUGCCGGUGUGGUGGGAGUGUGGCAAACACGAUCGGGACCUGCUGAUCGGCACUGCCAAGCAUGGCCUGAAUCGCACUGACUACUACAUCAUGAAUGACCCCCAGCUGUCUUUUUUAGAUGCAUACAGGAACUAUGCCCAGCAUAAAAGAAUGGGGCUGCCAGGCCCAGAAACCUUGUGCUGCCUUUACCAGACUAACUCCAAACUCUACAGUUCCCCUCUGUACAGCCAGGUGGACCGGACUUGUGAAUCCGUGGAGAAUGAAGCUGAGAGUCGGAUCAAGCAAGAAACUGUAGACAGCGCUAUGUCCCAGGCUGGGGGGAGUCCACCAGAUGCAAACUGUGAAACAUUCAUGUCUAAAGUCCGGGACAUCAUUUCCAGUAACUAUGAUGAGAGCUCUCUGCCAGACUCAUUGGUGUGCAUGAUGUACGACGAGAAGGCCUGUAACAGUGAGCAAAGCUCCCUUGCCCGAGACAGCCCGAGUUGUACAGACGUUGGCAGCAGUGUUGCUAAACUCUCUGAGGGCAAGGUAGAGGGAGACGAGGAUCCGUCCAGCUGCGAUGCAGAUGCCAUGAGAGAGACACCCUUCCUGGAGGGUCUGCAGGUGGACUGUGACCGAAUGGACAGUCAGAAUGAGGAAGCUGAGCCUUCACCUUCUACCCCCGAAAGCGACCCUCUGCAGAGCGUACCAGCAGAGCUCUGCGAAGGCUUGCAGCAAAAGGGAGACCCCACCAGCCCUGCACCAGUGCUGCCUGAGCACGGCGCCAUGGAAGGGGUCAUAAGCAUGGGGCUCUACAGUCCCAGUCUUCAUAACUAUGAAAUAAAGGUUCCUCCUGAGCAGAGAUUCAUCAGUCUGCUGCAGGAGAAAGGAAUGGAGGCAAAGUCAGGGCCAAGUCAGAGCCACAGCGAGGAAGAUGAGGAGGAAGAAGAGGACGACGAUAACUCUGAGGCAGCAGCAGAUGUGGAAGGCUUGAGUGGUCCCAGGACCAGGGCCGGUUGUGACCCCGAAGCUAAUGAACUGAGGGGCGAGGAGCAGAGCUCUGGCCUCCCCACACCCGAGGACACUUGCCCAGAAGAUGUGAAUGGCGAGAGGGAGUCCCUGGGGCUGGGGACACCCGAAGGGCUGGGGGUGCCUGGGCCGGAGGGCAGGGAGGACCGUGGCCUGGAUGAGGAGAGCACUCUGCAGCACUCACCGGGCCAGGUUCAGAGCCAGGCUUUCAGCCUGCCUACACCUCUGCUGGGGGCCCCGGGGACAGAGACCCCCCAUGCUGGGGGGGAUGCCUGGGGCCGAGGGGCUGAGGGGCAGGCAGGCUGCAGGGAGGCCCUGCACCCCGAGCCCCAGGGGGUGAAGCAAGAAGAAUGUGAGAACAGAGAUGGGGAGAAAGCCAGCAGCAGCCAGAAUCAAGAUGGUCCAGAGAAGUACUUGGAGGAAGAGAGCAAGAGUUCUGCCUCUGUCCUGCCCGGGGAGAUUGAUGACCUUCAGGAUGCCCGGGCACCGACCAUAGCCCAGCUGCUGCAGGAGAAGACACUUUACUCCUUCUCUGAGUGGCCUAAGGACCGUGUGAUCAUCAACCGCAUUGACAACAUCUGCCAUGCCAUCCUGAAGGGCAAGUGGCCUUCCUCCAGCCAGCAGUUUGAGACACAAAGCCUGCUGACUCCAGCAGUAGCUAGCAAUGCCGGCAGCAGGAACAGCUUUGCUGAGUCGGAAGCCCCUGAUCCCGGCUUCAAUAACAGGGUGUUAAUCUCGCAGGUACAAAAGGAAGGUUUCCUGACCCCUGUCUUUGCAAAGGACGAGCGGAAGCACAGGAGGCCCUAUGAAUUCGAGAUGGAGAGAGAUGCCAAACAGAGGAGCUUGGAGCAGCUAGCAGCAGCCCAUGUACAUCCACCCAUUGUGCUGAACGGCUGGCGUGACGCAGCGGUGGACUUGUCCAGAGCCUCUGAUGGGUCCCCAGGGAGCUCCUCUCCUUUCCCCCUGAACACAAACAUGCCCAAACUGGGGACUGUGAACACGCUCCAGGGCUCCCUGGGCAUGGACUUGUCCGGCAUCCUCCAGGCAGGAUUAAUCCAUCCUGUCACAGGACAAAUUGUAAACGGCAGCCUCCGAAGAGACGACGCUGCCAUGAGGAGGAGACGGGGAAGGAGAAAAAAUGUAGAAGGGAUGGACCUCAUCUUCUUGAAGGAGAGGCCUUUUCCAACCAGGCUGCAGGAUGUUCAGGAAGACCAGCCACAGGCCUCCCAGAACAGUCCCCUCCCCGAUGGGCCGGUUGGUGCUACCUCAACUCCACAGCCAGUCCCAGCUGGAGGCAGCCAAGCAGAGAAGGCUGUCCCAAAUAAGAGUCUCCUCGACUGGCUCCGUCAGCAGUCUGACUACACGCUCGACGUUCCUGGCUUUGGCACAAAUUUUUCAGACAAGCCCAAGCAGAGGAGGCAACGCUGCAAGGACCCCAGCAAAUUGGACUUAAACUCACUCACGGGAGAGGAGCGGGUGCCCGUGGUACAUAAGGGUACCGGACGGCGGUUAGGGGGAGCCACGGCACCAGCAUUGAAGGAAUUGCCAAGGUGGCUUGAUGCAAACUUGGAGUAUGCUGUUGCAGCUGACUGGGCUGACAUUGUUAAGCUUUCAGGCUACUUACCAGAAAGCAAAUUCAAUCGCAUCCUAACCGAGCCUGUGCUCCGAGACGCGGGGCCCCGCCGGAGGGGGAGAAGGCCCCGAAGCGAACUCAUUAAAGGCCCCGGCGUUGUAGCAGAUUCUUCUUCUGGAAUGGGACCAUUGUUCAUGAACGGACUGAUUGCUGGGAUGGAUCUAGUGGGACUUCAGAACAUGAGAAACAUGCAAGGGAUCCCUCUGACUGGGCUGGUUGGCUUUCCUGCUGGAUUUGCAGCAGUGCCCGCCGGCGAGGAUGUGAAAAGCACCCUGAGUAUGUUGCCCAUGAUGCUGCCAGGCAUGGCCACCGUGCCGCAGAUGUUUGGCGUUGGAGGACUUCUCAACCCCCCCAUGACAACUACUUGUACUGCGACUGCUCCGGCUUCGUUAACAAGCACAACGAAAAGUGGUUCAGCCAGCGCAGAGAAAGCUACUGAGGAUAAACAGAGCAGCCAGGAUGCGAAAAAAGAAACUCUCUCGGAAGAUAAGCCUGGUCCUAGUUCGUUUUCUAAUCAGACAGAAUCCGCAAUAACUACCAGUAGUCCUGUAGCUUUUAACCCGUUUCUUAUCCCAGGGAUGUCUCCUGGACUGAUCUAUCCCUCAAUGUUCCUUUCCCCUGGCAUCGGCAUGGCGCUGCCCAGCAUACAGCAAACCAGGCACUUGGAGGCAGCAAACCUGGAAAGCCAGAAGCGGAAGAGAAAGAAAGCGAAAGGGGAGUCGGCCAACCCCGAGCCAGAAACUGUCUUGCUGCCAGACAAAGGAGCCGCCAACAGUCAAAACUGUACAGAGCAAACGCCGUCGUCGGCAGCAGAGAAGGAGCAGGACGGACCAGCGGAGGAGGAGCGCGGAGCGGCUUGCGAUACCAAUUAGAACUUUUGUUUCGUUGAAAAAAAAACACAAAAAGAUUGUGGCUUGUGAGUUUCUUAUCCCAUAAGCUCUUUGUUACUCCCCCUCCCGCCCCGCUCCGCCUUCAUAAACCUGUGUUUCCAUGAGUAAUAUUACCUACCUAAUUCCCUGUCAGAAAAAACUCUGGUGACAUACUACAUGUUAAUAGUUGAGGGUCUUGCCACUUUAUUAGAUAAACAGUGUUGUCUAGCUAGUAUGGGAGGCACCGAAUUCUCGUUCUGUUUUUCCAGUCAUUCAUCCCAGCUGACGAUAGCAAAUCCAGUACUCGGUCACCCCCCCAAAUUGCUCACUCCUUUGAGAAGAAAAAGCAGCAAAAAAA